AUGUCGAAGAAUUUAGACGAUGAUCUUACAGAAAGCAGAUUAUCAAGAUACAACAAAUUACAACCCGACGUCAAAGAAUAUCUAUACAACAUACUAUCAUCCCACUACCCAAAUUUAUUUUCAAAAUACUCAACCACAACCAAAUCAUACAACCAAUUAGAUCUAAUAGAAUUACUUAAAGAUGGAGAAAUACUAUGCAAGCUAGGUCAAUUAGUUCCCUCCACACCAAAUCCCACCACAAGAUUCAAAUCAUCAUCAAUGCCAUUCAUACAAAUGGAAAACAUAAAUUAUUUUAUACAAUUAUGCGCUUUAAUUAAUUUACCACAAGAUGAAAUUUUCCAAACUAUUGAUUUAUUUGAAGGAAGUGAUCCAUAUCAGGUUUGUAUUAAUUUGAUGUCCUUUUCUAGAGUUGUUCAUAAUUUGGAUCCUAAUGUUUUUGGGGAAGUUAUUGGGCCCAAGAAAGUUAGGGUUAAGCCUGUUGUUCCCAAUAAACCUAGAAACUUAAAAGGUUAA
Lodderomyces jiufengensis is the source of this 513-nucleotide messenger RNA. It is a transcript of the gene SCP1, whose product is annotated as Scp1p. Gene Ontology annotation, molecular function: protein binding. Bases 1 to 513 code for a protein of 170 amino acids. Lineage: Eukaryota; Fungi; Ascomycota; Pichiomycetes; Serinales; Debaryomycetaceae. The record is from RefSeq and is a predicted model, not a curated record. The transcript has a single exon.